CUCGCGACUGACAAGCAGCGGUCGCCGUCGCCGAUCCGUUGUGUCGAGAGAGAUCAGUUCCGAAAAUCGAAAUCUUUAACUUAUAUAUUUAUCCCCCCAUAUACCGCCGAUCCGUACCGAUUCGAACCGUUCCGAACCGAUCCCGUGAUCUGUUUUACGCGUGUGUGCUGCUGCUACGAGCUACUUCUAUCUUUUUUUUUUUGAAAUUUUUUUAACGAGUCCUGGAAUCCUGUUGUUGUGUUGCAAGUGCCCCCGCCGCCGUAUCGAAACUUCACACCCUUUUUUUGUUCGAGUGCUGCCUUGUGCCGAGGAUAACCAACACCAGCAGCUGGCAUGAUGCUCCUCCGUGUGGCUCUGCUGACCGCCUGCUGCUUUUGCGCCGCCCAAGCGGUGCUCAACGGCAAGGAUCUUAAACGCCGCGAGGCCGGAUUCGACACAUACGGACCGCCGCCACGCCCUGCCCCCCAGUACGGACCACCGCCAUCGCAGCAACAGCACAUACCCCAUCGGGAAUACGGUGUGCCACAGCAGAUUCCAUUCCGCGAAUACGGCCCUCCUGCCUUGAAAUAUGGCCCACCCAAGCUGAACUUCUUGGGCGGAGGAGGCGGCGGCGGUGGUGGUAGCGGUGGCUCCCUCCACGAACAGAUCAAGACCCACUUCGGAGUGCCAAAGCCCUUCUACGGACCACCUCAUAUCCAGCACAAGCCGGCACCACAGUACGGACCACCACCACCAAAGCCUGCACCACAAUAUGGUCCCCCACCACCGAAGCCGGCUGCCCAGUACGGACCACCACCACCACAGUACGGCCCACCACCUCCACUGAAGAUCCAGCACCGCCCGGCACCACAAUACGGACCACCUAAGCCGCAAUACGGACCACCACCACCACCCCCUCAGUUGCUGCCUUCGCCACACUCCGCACCUCUGUUCAAGCCCGCCCACCAGCCAGCCACUUCGUACGGACCACCUGCAUCCGGACCACUUAAUCUGCCGCCCAAGCAGAUCUUCGAUGCCCCGCCACCAAAUUACGGACCACCCCCAUUGCCUGUUGCCCUGCCCGGAAACGGAAACGGAAACGGACCAGCCACCACGAUCAUCUUGACCGGCGGCGGAGGACAUUCUGGACCAAGUGGACCCAGUGGACCCGGACCAGUGAAACAGGUGCAGAUCCAGAUCGAUUCAUCGGGACACACUCACAGUGUUAGCGGAUCCCAGGCACCCUUCCACACGGCCUGCGAUGGCUGGAAACCAAUUCCGGCUCCAGUCGGUGCCUACGUUGAGCAGAAUCACAUUGAGACCCAGGGUGGCUACAGCCAGGUGGCUCAGGGACAUGGCGGUUCUUUCGGAACCCAGUACAGUGGUGCCUCAGUGGGUGUGGGAGCUACUGGAAGCGGUAGCGGCGGAAGCAUCAUUGACGGACUCUCGGACGAACAGCUCGUGGCAGUGGCCCUUCAGGGCGGCGGCGAUGGAGCCCAUCUGAUCACCGGACCCGGAGGCAACUCCAUUGAAGCGGAAGCUCUGCAGGCCGCCAUUGGUUCCCUGGAUGAUUCGUACUCCAAGCCACCUUCAGAUUCCUAUGCCCCCGGUUCGGUGCAUGCUCAGAAGUACCAGACAAUCGGACACUCCGGACCCCCUCCACCACCAAGUGGAAACUACGGACCACCUCCACCACCUCCCAGUGGAAAUUACGGACCACCACCACCACCACCCAGCGGAAACUACGGACCACCACCACCACCUCCCAGUGGCAACUACGGACCUCCUCCACCACCUCCCAGUGGUAACUACGGACCUCCACCACCGCAAUUCGCUGCCCUCACCAGCAGCAGCAGCAGCAGCAGCCACGCCCACUCGCAUUCUCAGUCUAAUGUGAACAUUCAGUAUGGACCCCCAUCCGGAAAUCCUCAACCUUUCCCACAACACGGAGCCGGUCAGCCCAACAAGCCGGUGGCCUAUCGUCCCCCUGUUCCCGUCGGCCUUUUAGAAUCUAUUGGAGCCACCGUCCAGCAUCUGGAUCAGUUUGGAGUGAAGCCCCAGCAGCAGCCAGCCACUUAUAUUCCACCCGCGGCCAAUGAGAUUCCCUUGGCUGGAUCGGCACCACCAGCACUGCCCGCCCCACAGGCUCUGUACCAGCCACCACCACCACCGCCGCCGCCACAAUCUGCUCCCCAGGUGAUCCUACAGCAGCAGUUGCCUGCCCCACAGCCCGGCCCUGCCUUCAUUCAUCAGAAACAGUUCGGACCUCCUGGACCACCACCACCACCAGAGCCACAGUACCUGCCCCCACCACCGCCAGUGGCCAAUGUUCGUCCCCUGGGACCACCACCUCCACUACCCCAGCAGCAGUACCUGCCCGCCGCACCCCCACCACCACUUUUCUACCAGCAGCAGCAGCAGCAGCAGCACCAUCACUCGGAGAACAGCUACAGUGCCUCACAGUUCCAUUCCCAGGGACUUCCCCUGCCCCAGCAGGCCCCUCGCUUCAAUCUGCAGCAGGUGCAACAGGUUCAGCAGCUGCAACAGGUGCAGCAGCCCCAGCCCAUCAUCGUUCACGAUUGCGGACAUGGCCCUAAUCUAGUGAGCAGCAAUGGCUACCAGGUUCAGCAGCAGGUUCAACAGCACUUCGGCAGCGUAUCGGCCGCAUCCCCUGGCGCCUACAAUGCCAUCUCUCAGAGCAUCCCCGUGGCCGAGCAGCACACCCAGCAAUUGAUCACCGGACCAGCCGACAGCUAUGGCCCUCCCCCAUCCGGAAACGAUAUUGACUACGAUCACACUGGCUAUGCCUCACAGAAGAAUGCUGUCGCUGCUCUUCCCGAUGGCACUGAUCCCCAUCAAUUGCCUGGUUUGGAUGGACUCGAUGUCCUUUCUGCCCAAAAGUCACAGAGCAUCCAACUGAAUUCCCAACAGCCGACUCAGAACUUCCAAGUUCAGUUCGGUGGAUCUCUAAAUAACUCUCCUGGUGUUGCCUCCGGCGAUGCCAACCACGAGGAGAUCCUCUCCCAGGGUCUGCUGCAGUCCAUUCUCACUGCCAUCGAGCAGCCCAGCCAGCAGAAUCUUCCCCAGAAUCACAAGGCUCAGAGUCGCUCUGAUGAGCAUCACGAACAGGAACACGAUCAGGCCCAUACUGAGGACAAUGAUGAACAUGAACAGUCCUCGAGCUCUUCGAAUCGUGUAGAGGUUCGUGUCCUCCCUGAGAAUCCCGAUAAUGAGGAAGAGACCCCGGCCGAAGUCAAGGAGAUCGAACCGAUCGUGGUCAACGACGAGGAGGCCAAGCAUUAGUCAUCAGUCACUAGUUAGCAUCGAACUCAUCAGCGCCGCUUGAACCUAUUUAUUGCUGCCUCAUCUUCAUCAACUAAGAGCUAAGAGCUAAGAGCCCAGAGAGCUCCAUCUGUCCCCCAGUUGCCAUAAAGUGAAAGUCCGCGGGGACAGGAGGGGGAUCCCACAGAAACUCACACAAACAAAUAUAAAAAAAAAUCACAAAGAGAACAACCAAGAAGCUAAACAUGCGGAUCGACGAGGUGUACGUACGUAUUGCCUCGCCGCAUGAAAAGUGCCUUUUCAUGCUCGCACAGCUCGUGUAUAAAAAUUAUUUAAAAUAAAUAAUUUAUU
Molecule: messenger RNA, 3612 nt
Organism: Drosophila eugracilis
Lineage: Eukaryota; Metazoa; Arthropoda; Insecta; Diptera; Drosophilidae
Product: trithorax group protein osa
Exons: 3
Coding region: 334-3282 (982 amino acids)
Source: RefSeq, a predicted model, not a curated record